GUUGGGUAUUAAAUAGAGGCUCUUAUUAUAAUACGUACUCUACCGGUGUCUUUUUUACUUAAUCUACUUAUUCCCCCCCCUUCCACGUCGCAAUCAAUACUUUCCCUUGGUCUAUCCCCCACCUCUCCACACCUACGCUUCCGCCUCACUGAGUGACCGAUGCGGAGCAGGUACGGUUCCGGGAUUUAUUAUAUACUUGGUUGCCAGCCCAUCUCAUCACAGCAGCAGCAGUAGGAUCAUCAUCCCUCGCAUCCCAACAUCAUCGCUCCAUCCGAGACCUGGCUGUCUCCGGCUUUGCUGGUCAACGACUUUAGAUCGUUUCAAAGAUACACGCACUCACACACACACGCACGACGGGGAAAUAGCGACGGGACGGUAAACACCUAUAUAUAUUGAAAAAAAAUAUAUUAGGAAAGAAUUGGUUAUGGGGCAGACACCUAGUUCUGGAUCCCCGGUUUACCAUAUGGAGGCCCACACCGUCAUUAAAGCGUUGGAAUACAUCAGCCAGAAGUUGUGCAGGAAGGGGAUUCAUGUUCAUCUGAUUGUCGCUGGGGAUGCGCUCUCUUGUUUGUUAUUCAAGUCGAGACCUACAACUCACUCGAUAAGCAUCCUCCAAGCAUCUGCGCUUUCGCCCCGCUCAUUAUCGGUCCUCUUCGGCGCCGUGCACCGCGCGGAGAAGAAAUUCGGCCUGGCGAACGACUGGGUGAACACCGAUCUGGGUCGACAGGUGGAUAGCGACUACCUGGACUACGUGGUGCACAAGAGCCUGCUGCAAAACGAGAUAGUCUUCUCCUCGGAGGGGCUGACGCUGGUGGCGAUAGAUCUCUGCUUCGCCCUCAAGUCGAAGCUGGAAUCCCUGACCAACAAAUUCACCCAGAAGGACAUCGAGGACGCCGUCGUCCUGCUUCGCCGGCUGGUGGUUAUCUACCGGGGCAGGCCGCUGACGAAGGGGUACAUACGCAUGAGCUAUUCGCGGAUGGAGGUCUCGGACCAGAUCCUGCUCAGGCUGAACGAGCUGUACGAGUGGCAGUAUAGCACCAGGGGUGUCGCGGGCGUGCACGACGAGUACAUGGAGUGGAGGAGGGAGGGAAUAGCGGAUUGGUCGUUCGGGUUCCAGGACUUGAAGCGGGAGGCUUCGGUCCACGCGCCGCUCGAGAAGGGGCUGUAUUCUUGGAGGGAUAAGCCGCUGCCCGAUACCCCGUAUCGGGAGGACUUUGCGGAGAUUUUCACGCAGCAGAGGGUUUACUGAUUGAUUGUCUUGACUGCCGUAUCCAUCAUUUGUUCGGUUUACGAACGGACGAGACUGACUGGACGAUAUUCAAAUUUUUCUUCCUUCCUUCUUUCACGACAGAGACGAACGGAUUGGGUGUACAUAUAAUAUGGUUGGGCGGGGCAAAAGAUUGAUUUUUGGGCGGGGUUUUUUUCAUUAUCAUUAUCCUGUCGUGCUCUUUUUAGCGUUUCAUACAUUACACUUCUUCUUUUUCCUUGUAUUAUCCAUUUUUUUAUAUCCUCUUCCUGUUCAUUAUUUUUUUUCCUUCUUCUCUUCUCUACAUUCGCUCCUACCCCCGGCUUUUUGUUUUCUAGAAAGAAGGGGGGGAUGGGUUUGGUUGGUUGGUUGGUUGGGGGGGUUUCGGUGCACGGAGUUUUUUUUUUUUUUGCUUUUUCUCUUUUUUCUUUACCAUCUCUACCAUCUCUACGAUACCAUCUCUAUGCUAUCUUCUCCUGUCUAGACACCAAUCAGUUGGUGCGCAUCACCAUCAUUAAUUUUUA
Tuber melanosporum (Perigord truffle) is the source of this 1770-nucleotide messenger RNA. RefSeq lists its product as uncharacterized. NCBI's taxonomy places the organism in Eukaryota, Fungi, Ascomycota, Pezizomycetes, Pezizales, Tuberaceae. The transcript is spliced from 2 exons. The record is from RefSeq and is a predicted model, not a curated record. The coding region runs from base 464 to 1249 and encodes 261 amino acids.